Zychaea mexicana is the source of this 1206-nucleotide messenger RNA. RefSeq lists its product as uncharacterized. The transcript has 5 exons. The record is from RefSeq and is a predicted model, not a curated record. Bases 1 to 1206 code for a protein of 401 amino acids. Lineage: Eukaryota; Fungi; Mucoromycota; Mucoromycetes; Mucorales; Lichtheimiaceae.
AUGACCGCUCUCAACGAAUGUGCCUCCAUUGACGUUCCCGACCGUCUCUCCGCUGUAACGCAUAACGGUCAAGUGUCCGCACCACACUUACUUCGUCGAGGCACUGAAGAGUUCUUCGACAUGUCUGCUCAUCCAAUAAAAGACGUGGAGCUCUUUACUGCUGCUCGUGACUUUUAUAAAAUUGGGAUAUUGGUAUUGGAAUGCUCCCUCACCGAGAGAAGGGGCGUCUCCUCGACUAAAAAGUUUGAUGAUGGAUCGUGUCUCCCGGCGAAAGAUUUAAAGGAAUCGCUUCGUGCGUCGCUGUCACCUUUUGGUACGGUUAUCCAACUUGGCUUGUACCGUGCCGCUGCUGGAUGGUUUCAAGGAUACGGGUACGCGGUGCUCCAAAAGGGCGAGGAUGAUGAAUCCUUAUCCGCCUUAAAGCAUCGCCUUGAAUUUGGACAAAUCGGCUCCACCAUGCGUGAUUUCUAUGCCACGUGGAAGGACAUGGGCUCCUACUACCGGGACUGCCCGCACUCCAACAGUGAUAAUCGACACCGCAAAUCAGCCAAGAAAUCCGCUAAUCAAGCAAGCGCCUCCUCACGUCAUGCAUUAAAAAAUCCAACAACAGACAGUGGGACCGAAAGUUCCAUCAACAUUGGCACACUAAAUGCUCGGCACCUUUCGAAAGUUGGCGAGCCAGACAAACAAUCAUUCUACAUCAAAGACCUUACACAACAAUCUUUACACAUCUUGGCACUACAAGACACUUGUCUGCCCACCAUUAUUCCCGAUCCGAUAUUACAUUCUCAACUACACAACUAUGACAGCAUAUGGAGUCCCUACUGCGGCUUGAUCAGCUUCACACCUUACAUUCGGUUUGAACCCUUCAUCUCCUUGCGAGACGGAAGAGAGCUCUGGGCCAAAGUCGUACAUUCUAACCAUGAUUUUGCCCCGUUCUAUAUCCUUAACAUCUAUGCACCAACACCACGCGGCGAGAGGCUAUGUAUUGUACUUGGCGACUUUAAUCAUUCAUACGAUCGUGUGCAUUCAUCUUAUGCCAGUGCUCCCACUGAAUGGCGCGCAUUCUUAGGCGAGCAUAUUAUUAAUAUGAUGACACCAGAUGAUCCACGGCAGCGCUACAUCCCAACUUUCCAAUCUUCAACAGCUUCUUCUGCUAUCGACUACGUUUUCAUGUCUAUUUCACUUAGCAGCAUCAGAAUUUAA